Messenger RNA from Lecanosticta acicola, 1845 nucleotides. The record is from the annotation of a GenBank genome assembly. Lineage: Eukaryota; Fungi; Ascomycota; Dothideomycetes; Mycosphaerellales; Mycosphaerellaceae.
AUGGCAACUGCAUCAGUAUUAACUCCCAUCAAACAACGCCGUGAUGGCAUCUUCUCUACCCGCCUCGCUGGUGGUCGAGCUCCGCUCACGCCCUCGCCGCAGACCUCAAAGACUCAGGCGAUGGAGCCCGCGGAGAGCAUCCACCACGGCAACGCCAACCUCAUGUCUCGCUUCUCUCGCUCCGUGUCCAAGACGAAUGUCCGCGACUCGCCCAAGUCAAACAUUGCGAGCCGGCACCCACAGUCACCACGCCGCCUCGACCAAGUGACCAGCGACUUCACACUCUCUGGCACUGGUUCACGGCCAAGCACCUCUGCCAAGACCACUCCGUCUCGCUCCAAGAGUGGCCGUUCUGGCUCAGUGCACCGGACGCCCAAGCGAAGCCAGGGCAAGAUCAACUAUACCGCUGCCGAUCGAUUCAUCCCGAACCGGGACGCCAGCGAGGCUAUCUCCAAUCCCGCCGCAGCAGUCAAGCUCGACAACGAGCGGACUCCCGGACGGCGGCCAAAGUCAAGCGCAAGUGAUGGGUCGGCGACACUCGCUGCGGGUGUUGCCAGCGCUUUUGACCUUGGUCGUCAUUCUUCUUCUGACGCAAACACUCUCAACUUCGACAGCCUGAGCCUGAACGAUCGCAACGAGGAUGACGACGAUGAUCAGCCCAAGACCAAGCCAAGCCCGAACACUGUUGCUUACCAACAGUCAGUCGCUGAAGCUUGCGGCGUGAGCAUGAAGCAGCGCAUCCUCGCCUUCAAGCCCGCCGCCCCAGAGUCGUCUCGUCCAAUCGACCUCCGAUCUCAGUACAACCGCCCACUCAAGCCUGCUGCCGCAUCAGCAUCACAGUUCCGGCGCCGAGUCCUGACCGCCCCAGAGCGUGUUCUCGACGCCCCUGGACUUGUCGAUGAUUACUACCUCAACCUCCUUGACUGGUCCUCGGGCAACCAGGUUGCCAUUGGCCUUGAGCGCAACGUCUACGUCUGGUCCGCCGAGUCCGGCUCGGUGUCAAGCUUGCUUGAGUGUCCUGCUGAUACCUACAUCUCUUCGGUCAAGUGGAGUGGCGAUGGCGCCUACGUCGCUGCUGGCCUUGGAACGGGUGAAGUCCAGAUCUGGGAUGUUGAGGACGGUACCAAGCUGCGCUCUAUGUACGGCCAUGACACUCGCGUCAGUGUCAUGGGUUGGAACAAGCACAUCCUCUCCACCGGCGCUCGCUCUGGUCUCGUCUACAACCACGACGUCCGCAUCGCAGAGCACAAGGUCGCUGAGCUUGUCUCUCACACCUCAGAGGUCUGUGGUCUCGAGUGGCGUGCCGACGGUGCUCAGCUGGCUACUGGUGGGAAUGACAACCUCGUCACCAUCUGGGAUGCUCGUCAUCUCACCGCUCCCAAGUUCCAGAAGACCAACCACAAGGCGGCCAUCAAGGCUCUGGCAUGGUGCCCCUGGCAAUCCAACCUUCUCGCCACCGGUGGAGGAUCACACGACCGCAUGAUCCACUUCUGGAACACCACCUCUGGCGCACGUGUCAACAGCAUCGACACUGGUAGCCAGGUAACUUCUCUGCGCUGGUCACUUGGCUACAAGGAGUUGGUCUCAUCGUCUGGCUUCCCCGACAACAGCCUCUCCAUCUGGAGCUACCCAACCUUGGUCAAGAACAUCGAGAUCCCGGCUCACGAAUCUCGUGUCCUCCAUUCGGCACUCUCUCCAGACGGCCAGAUGCUUGCCACGGCCGCUGCUGAUGAGUCUCUGAAGUUCUGGAAGGUUUUCGAGAAGAAGCCUGGCUCUGGUAACAUCGUCGGCGCUGGCAGCGCUACCGCUAAGGCUAGCCUCACCAAGGCCACUACGAUUCGGUAA